Oikopleura dioica is the source of this 1473-nucleotide messenger RNA. NCBI's taxonomy places the organism in Eukaryota, Metazoa, Chordata, Appendicularia, Copelata, Oikopleuridae. The record is from the annotation of a GenBank genome assembly.
AUGAGAAAAGAGGAGAGACAAAGAAGACGACAAAGGCAACUUCAGUACUCCUGCUUGAUCGUUUUAAUCAUAAUUGUGUAUUCUUUCGAGUCCACAAAGUCGAGAGAAGAACCGAUUGUUGCUGAAAAAAUCAGUUAUCAAAAAAUAUAUCCCAAAAAAGAACCUCAAGAGAAACCGAAAGAAAAAUGGAAACUUCUGAAAAACCACUUCAUUCAUAACUGCGCUUUUGAUAAUUGCAAGAAGCAUUCCUCACUGAAGAGCUCACAGAAACUUUGCGAGGAAAAUGAUGACUGCAUGGGGGUCGUAGGAAUUAAUGAUUACUUUGAGCUGAGAAGAGGUCCUAGUAUCAUCAAAAGUUCUCAAAACGAAACUUCUUGGCUAAUUCAGAGAGAAGAAUGCUUUCCCGAAGAAGAUGAAAUCUUUCUUGAUUUAGAACUCCUUGAACAAAAUUACCCAGAGUUGAAGGGAAUCAAACGAAGGGGCUUGGAUGGAAAAUGCGUAUAUCCAGGCCUGCCGUACAUCAACAAACUGAUGCGAUUCAAUCCGAAUUUGAAGCCAAAACUUCUGGCGCAUCCAGAAAACUGCCAAUUUGAUCCUUCAUCAAACCUCACUUCACUUCUUUUUGGAAUAAAAACGAUGCCAGACGCAGUUGUUGCACGAGAAACUCUUCGAAAAACUUGGCUGAAUGAAGAAAUAUGGAACUGGCUUGGCAUCGAAAUAAAGAUCGUCUUUAUAAUUGGCCGCCCUGACGAGGAGGUGAUUAAAGACGAGAUUAAAACAUACAAUGAUUUGCUUGUGCUUGACUUUGAAGAAAAUCAUUACGGCCUCCCGUACAAAGAUAUCGGCUUCCUUCAAUUCAUCGAGAAAUCGUGUCAAAAAGCGGAUUUCGUUUUCAAGGGCGAUGAUGACAUACUCCUUCUUCCACAAAAUCUUAAGAUGGAAAUGAACAAACUCAAGAGAGAAAACGGCAUUUUCUACGAAGCUAUAGGCUGCCUAAAAGAGCGACCGACGCCUAUUCGAGAAUUUAGCAAAUAUUUUAUGCCAAAGCAGCUGUGGGAAAAAGAUGUUUAUCCUCAAUAUUUUUCUGGAGCUGGAUAUCUAACAACUGGUGAUUUCGCAUUGAGUCUAGCAAAAGAAAUUUCGAAUGCUCCUGUUUUGCCGUUGGAUGAUGUUUACAUUGGAUCACUAAUUGAAGCAGCAGGAAAAAGAGAUACACUGCUUCGGUCUGAGAGCAUUUGCUGCGGAUUAAUCUGGGCAGAAGAGGCAAUCGCGAAAAAUCAUCUUUGCAGCUUACGAGGGCUAACAGUUGCUCAUAAAUUCAAGGACUACCAACAUCUUGAGUGGGCAUACCACGAUCUUGUUUCUGGAAAUUUCGAAUGUGACAUAGAAGGAGAUGGCGUCAGUUUUGGAGGAUUGUACAGAGAUGCGUGGAAAGAAGGGAUCAAAAAUUUUAUAAUUUAUCCAAAAUCUUAA